AUGUCUGCCAUAGUGUGUGGGAAGAGAUCAUCGAUAUUCGAAGAGAACUCGCUGUCCUCAUCGUCCCCUCCUGUCUCCUCCUCAUCCAAGAGAAUCCGCUUUUCUUCUUCACCUGUACGUUUCUCUCCUCCGACUCCUGCUCCGACGUCGUUUGCUUCGCAUUUGAUCGACCAUCUCAGGGCCAUUUUCCCGGACAUGGACAACCAGCUUCUGGAGAGAGCACUUGAAGAAUGUGGUGAUGAUUUGGAUUCAGCUAUCAGAAGUUUGAAUGAGCUACGUUUAAGUUCUGCUGCAGGCAAAUCUAAAAUAGCUUCAGAAGCAAAUGUGCAACUCCAGUCACAAGGUUCAGCUGCAACAAAUGGAGAGGAUGCAGUUACUGAUGAUCCAUCAGGGCUAAAUAACCUUCCCAAGGAUGGAGCGGACUGGGUGGAGCUCGUUGUUAGAGAGAUGAUGAGUGCCUCCAACAUGGAUGAUGCUAAAGCUCGUGCUUCAAGAGUGCUUGAGGCCCUGGAGAAAUCCAUCAGUGGACGUGCAACAGCAGAGGCAGCCCAAAGCUUUCACCAGGAAAAUAUGAUGCUGAAGGAACAAUUGGAAGUUCUAAUUCAGGAAAACUCAAUUUUAAAGCGAGCUGUAUCCACUCAGCAUGAACGCCAGAAAGAGUACGAAGAUAGAGGCCAGGAAUUGCAGCAUCUGAAGCAACUGGUGGCCCAAUACCAGGAACAGUUGAGAACCCUCGAGGUGAACAACUAUGCACUAACAAUGCACCUGAAGCAGGCUCAGCAAAGCAGCUCCAUCCCAGGGCGUUUUCAUCCGGAUGUUUUCUAA
This is a messenger RNA of Prunus armeniaca (apricot), 825 nucleotides long. NCBI's taxonomy places the organism in Eukaryota, Viridiplantae, Streptophyta, Magnoliopsida, Rosales, Rosaceae. The record is from the annotation of a GenBank genome assembly.